CACCAACGCCUUUUGUUUCCACCAUCUAAAAAGUCAUCUCUUUGUUUCUCUCUCUAGCUCUCUGUCUCUCUCCCUAAAAUCUUUGUGCUUCCAGUAGAUUUCAACUUGCUAAAUCGCACUUUUGUUUUUGCUCAACAAUUACAGAUGGCAUUACCAAAACGUGGGCAUAGAUUUUUCAAAUUCAGGGGCCAAACUUUAAGUGAUAUUUUCUGCUUUUAGAUCCUUAAUCAUCUGUUGUUACACUUUUAUUUACAAGUUACGUAUUUUCUCAUCAGUCUUUUGUUUUUUUCGGUUAACAAAUCAAUUCAAUGGCAACCAAAUAUAUUUCUAGCACCGAUGUUGCAGUGAUGGCUUGGAUAAUGCUUAGGAUCGAUUACUCAAUGCUCUUUUGGCUCGUUUUCGGCGUUUUUCCUUAUGAAAAUCAUGAAGGAAGGCCUCCGAUUAUUUAGCACUUCAUCACCCAUCGUUUUUAAGUAUCUACUACUAUACACUAUUUCCAGCAAUUUCACUUUUUUGUAUUUCUGUUUACUUGUUCACCAUAAUUAAAUCUUAGCUUUUAUACCGCCUUUAUUUACUAGUAGUCGUUACAAAUAUAUAGCUCUUCGUAUCACUUUCAAAAGAUACCAUGUUCAAAUCUAGAUCCAAUGAUUCCAUCCGUGGAGCAAAUACACAAGUUGGAUAUGCAGAAGUCGAUCCAUCGGGUCGAUAUGGACGAUUCAAGGAAAUACUGGGAAAAGGAGCAAUGAAGACAGUUUACAAAGCAUUUGAUGAGGUUUUAGGAAUAGAAGUCGCCUGGAACCAGGUGAAACUUAACUGUGUUUUCAGGUCACCAGAUGAACUUCAACGUCUAUAUUCCGAGGUUCAUCUCCUCAAGAACCUCAAUCACAGCUCCAUAAUGCGAUUCUAUACCUCUUGGAUCGAUGCCGAUAAAAGGACUUUUAACUUCAUAACGGAGAUGUUCACCGCUGGAAGCCUUAGAGAAUAUAGACAAAAAUACAAGCGAGUGCACAUGCGUGCGAUUAAAGAUUGGGCUCGACAGAUCCUAGAAGGCCUAGCUUAUUUGCACAGCCACAAUCCUCCAGUGAUCCAUCGAGAUUUGAAGUGCGAUAACAUCUUCAUCAACGGCCAUAUUGGCCAAGUAAAGAUUGGUGAUCUUGGGUUAGCUGCCACUCUCUGCGACUCACAACACGCUCAUAGCGUUAUAGGCACACCUGAAUUUAUGGCACCAGAAAUGUACGAAGAAGAUUACAACGAGCUUGUGGAUAUUUACUCAUUCGGCAUGUGCAUGUUGGAAAUGCUUACAUCUGAAUAUCCGUACAGUGAAUGCUCCAACCCAGCUCAAAUUUAUAAGAAAGUCACUUCGGGGAAGUUGCCAAAAGCAUUUGAUCAUAUCGAAUGUUCUGAGGCAAAACGGUUUAUUGGAAAAUGCCUUGACAAUGCUUCAAGCAGGCCUUCUGCUAGAGAGCUCUUGAUGGAACCCUUCCUUAUUGAAGACAACGAUCAAAUACCAGCCAUCCCAGCAAACCCUUCUCAGAAGCUCACUCCGGUUCAAAAGAUACUCGAAAAGACCCCUUCUUCGUUCGUCCAUGAUCCGAAGCGAACAACAGAUAUGAAGAUCACAGGCACUAUGAACCCAGAAGAUGAUUCGAUAUUCCUUAAAGUAUUCAUCUCUGAUAAAAAUGGUAAAGCAAGGAACAUAUACUUUCCCUUUGAUGUUGCGAGUGACACAGCACAUGAUGUUGCUACUGAAAUGGUGAAGGAAUUGGAAAUUAACGAUUGGGAGCCACUUGAUAUUGCCGAGAUGAUUGAUAAGGAGAUUGUGAAUUUAAUUCCUACAUGGAAGAAAAGGCCCAUGGAUUUGCUACAAAAUCUUGAUCAUCAAAGUUUCUAUUAUGAUGAAGAUGAUGAUGAUGAUGACGACAACACCCCUCACCCUUUCCACACAACCUCGUCGCAGUCAUCCCCGCGAAGUCUUGGCACGCUUGACUGGACUCGAGGUAAUUUCUGCUAUGAUGAUGACGAUGGAAGCUCUCAAAGCUCAUUAACUUCAUAUAACUUCUCCAACAUCACUUACUGCUCAGAGAAUGAAGAUGCGUAUCAUCAAAGCUCAUUUGUAAAUGGAAAUCGACAACAUCCUGAUAAGACAAACAAUAUGACAAGGUUUCGUGGUGACGAGAGAGUGACCAUAAGAUGCAAUGUGUGGCCAGAUAAGAUCCGACCUAAAGCUAUAAAGAGGAUAGGAUCGGCUGUUGAUAUCCGUAGCCAAUUGUUACACCGCUCUUUGGUUGAGGAGAUUCACAAGCGACGUUUAUUCAAGACUGUUGCUGCUAUUGAGAACAUUGGCUACCAUGAGCCAGCUUGGUGAAUUUAAGACUGCAUGUUUAUAUAACAAUGGCUUUUCCAGGUAGUAUUCACUGAAAGAGAAAUUUGUAUAUAGAAAUAAAGGUUUGAAAUGUGAAAUUUGUGAGUUGUUUUAAUUAGUGUGAUAUUUGUAAUGUAUGGUGUGAACUCUUGAGAACAUACACAUGGUUUGAAUUAUAUAUGCGAUGUAUUAUGAAAAUUUUGAUGAAGUA
This is a messenger RNA of Helianthus annuus (common sunflower), 2573 nucleotides long. RefSeq names its product probable serine/threonine-protein kinase WNK5. The coding region runs from base 626 to 2365 and encodes 579 amino acids. The transcript has 7 exons. NCBI's taxonomy places the organism in Eukaryota, Viridiplantae, Streptophyta, Magnoliopsida, Asterales, Asteraceae. Gene Ontology annotation, molecular function: ATP binding; protein serine/threonine kinase activity. Gene Ontology annotation, cellular component: cytoplasm. Gene Ontology annotation, biological process: intracellular signal transduction; protein phosphorylation. The record is from RefSeq and is a predicted model, not a curated record.